GCAUUAAAUCCUUCACAUCCCUCGAGUAAUAAACCGUCUCAGUGGAAGCCACCACCACUCGUUCUCCUCUCAGUCAUUACUCUGAGUCUGAUCUGAUGAACUCUCUCACCAAGCUUGGUGAUGAUGAUGACCAUGGCCGCGACCUUCUUUGGCCGUCAAUCUGGAAGCACUUCGUUUCCAUGUUUCUUGAUCUUGUCAGACUCUCCUUCCCUUUAGCCCUGCUUGCGCUCGAAGCCCUCUUUCUCCUCAAAAAAUGGACGCCCACCUCCCAUUUCCUCUUCUUCACUUGCUUCCCCGUCUUCUUCAUCCUAAAACGGUUCAUUUGGAGCCCCGACCAAGUCUACAUCGUGGACUUCUCGUGCCUGAAGCCUCCAAGCUCUUGCAGAGUCCCGUUCGCUUCCUUCUUGGAACAUGCAUCGAUGAUGAACAUCUUCGACCGGGAGAGCAUCGACUUCAUGGCCAAGAUCCUCACUUCUUCGGGCCAAAGCGAGGAGACGUACCUUCCUCCGCCACUGCACUACAUUCCUCCCAGGACCGAGUUCCAAGAGUCCAUCAAAGAAGUCCACACGGCGCUCUUCCCUGUCUUGGACGACCUCCUGGAGAAAACCAACGUCCACCCUCGUGACAUCGACAUACUCAUUGUGAACUGCAGUGGCUUCUGCCCCUCGCCGUCUCUGUCGUCCAUCAUCGUCAACCGGUACUCCAUGAGGAGCGAUGUGAAGAACUUCAACAUCUCGGGCAUGGGCUGUACCGCCUCAGCUAUCGGCAUUGACAUGGCGAAGAGCCUCCUCAAAGUCCACAAGAACUCGUACGCCGUCGUCUUGAGCACCGAGAUCUUGUCGACCGGCUGGUACUCGGGCCGAGAGCGGCCCAAGUUGCUCCUCAACUGCCUCUUCCGCAUGGGAAGCGCCGCCAUCUUGCUCACGAACAAGCCAAAAGCCAAGAAUGUCUCCAAGUACAAGCUCGUCCACUCUCUGAGGACCCAAACAGCCUUGGAGGACAAAGCUUAUUAUGCGGCGUACCUCGACGAGGAUGCCGAAGGCAAACUCGGGGUCACCCUCAAGCGGGACUUGUUGCAAGUCGCGGGAGAGACGCUCCGGUCCCAUGCGACGAUCCUCGGGUCGAGAGUCCUACCGUUCACGGAGAAAUUCUGGCACGGCCUGUCGGUCUUCCGGAAGAGGUUCGUCCACAAGUCGUGCGACAUUUACGUGCCCAACUUCAAGACCGUGGUGCAACACUUUUGCUUGCCGGCCUCGGGGCGGCCUGUGAUAAGGGAGAUCGGGAAGGGGCUGAAGCUCGGAGAGGCAGACACGGAGGCUGCUUUGAUGACGCUGUACAGGUUCGGGAACCAAUCGUCGUCGUCGCUGUGGUACGAGUUGGCUUACAUGGAGGCUAAGCAGAGAGUGAAGAAAGGGGACAAGGCGUGGCUGCUUGGGAUGGGGACUGGGACCAAGUGCAUCAGCCUCAUCCUGGAACGUGUCCGACCGAUUCUCGGGGAGUCCGAGAAGGGUCCUUGGGCUUCUUGCAUUCAUGACUAUCCGGUCGCCAUCGAUGAAGUUGUUGCUUGACCGUCGACUUUCAAGUCGGUCGAGCACACGUUUAUUAAAUUGUCUGUCAUUUUCAGGGAGAUUUUCUCGAUGAUUUUUGGAAUUAAAGUCAGAAGGAUGGUUUUCUUCUCACAUCAGAUCGAUUGUUUAAGGAACGAAUGUCCUGAUGGAAGAGUUUAUUUCUGUAUGAGGUACAUGUUGAUGAAGAUAAUAAAUGUUUGGUGACUGCAAGAGAGACUA
Molecule: messenger RNA, 1787 nt
Organism: Eucalyptus grandis
Lineage: Eukaryota; Viridiplantae; Streptophyta; Magnoliopsida; Myrtales; Myrtaceae
Product: 3-ketoacyl-CoA synthase 6
Exons: 1
Coding region: 96-1568 (490 amino acids)
Biological process (GO): fatty acid biosynthetic process
Cellular component (GO): membrane
Molecular function (GO): acyltransferase activity, transferring groups other than amino-acyl groups
Source: RefSeq, a predicted model, not a curated record